Athalia rosae (coleseed sawfly) is the source of this 6807-nucleotide messenger RNA. RefSeq names its product protein lingerer (gene lig). The record is from RefSeq and is a predicted model, not a curated record. NCBI's taxonomy places the organism in Eukaryota, Metazoa, Arthropoda, Insecta, Hymenoptera, Athaliidae. Gene Ontology annotation, cellular component: nucleus; cytoplasm. The coding region runs from base 193 to 3681 and encodes 1162 amino acids. Gene Ontology annotation, molecular function: protein binding. The transcript has 14 exons.
AAACAAUGAAAUUGGCAAAACGAGUGGCGCGCGCAUCGAUGUGUGGCGUCGCCGGGGGUUGAUGAGCUUUGAAGGGGGGAGCCUGGGGUCACGUGACCGAGCUGCGUUUUGAGCGCACUAACCAGAUUGUAAAUAGUGACUGUACAUAGUGUGAUAGGUGAGUGACAUAGGUGAGCGAGGUUUUAGUUGACAAUGAGUUCAAGCAACAAAUCGUCGGUGCCCUCCGGUGGGAGAGGUGCUAACAAAAACAAGUCAUCACAGCAACACAGCAAGUCUGACCAUCAUCACUCCAAGUCCACAGACACAGCCAAACACGACAAAGCACAGCCUAAUAUGGACCAGAUGCGACAUGCACAAAUCAUUGACACUCGGAUGGGUGGUGGUGAAGAUCCAGCACUAAAGGAACGCAUAAGACAGGUGAUGGAUCUGACCCGUCGUUCCGAGGAUGAGGUGGUGCUAGCUCUCCACGAUGCUGACCAUGAUUUAGAUCGUGCGGUCAACACUCUGCUCGAGGGUGUGAUGCAAGAGUGGGAGGUGAAAAAGAAGAAGACCCGUCAACCUGGAGGUGCAAAACAAAAUGCUGAUCAAUCUGGGGGUACGGACGACGGCGGUGAUUGGGAAGAGAGACGUAAUCAGCGGGGUGGAGGACCUCCGCGUUUGCGAGGACGUGGAGCCAAUCAUGAUAAUCGAGGCUGGCGUGGGCGAGAAAACAAAGAGAAUGAACGAAAUAUGGAAGAGAGUGGCCGAGAAGGUGGUUACAGUGGUAACAGACGUGGAAGGGGUGGUCCCGGUAGGUCAGGCCGCGGUGGUAGAGGUGGAGGCAGAGGUCUUGGACCCCGUACUUUUGCUAACCGAGGAGAUUCAGGCUCAGGAGCUUCGGGGCAUAGCUUUAGUCGGCCAAUUGAUACUUGGACAGGAAGUGAAGAACAGCAACAAACUGCUCAGGAACCUAAGAUGGAUGCCUGGAAUCACAUGGAACCUACAGAAGAUUGGGAUCCGGAAGAAUACACUGGAUCGCUAGCAGACACAAAAGUGUUUACUCCUAGUGGUGGUCUGUCCGAAUCUGCGCCUGGAGUAGAAGAUUCAAAGCAUCAGGAAAUUCAAGGUCUUCAGUUGGCUCAAUCUGUUAAACUGUCUCCGUUGCAACCAGAUGAGUUGCCCAAGUUGUCGGAAACUCCCAUGCAGCAGCAUCAACAACAAUUGCAGCAGCAGCAGCAACAGCAAUCACUGGUUUCGCAACAGCAGCAGCAAUCUCAGUUGGUAUUAAACAUGCCAACAAUGCAGUUACCACAGCAACCUCAUGCUCCUUCUGGAGGUGUUCUCACUGCUGCUCAGAGUCAAUAUUUCACUCAACUGACGCAGCAGACGAGCGAAAGCCUGAAAGCUGCUAACCAAGGUUCUUUCUCGUCUACAAUGAGCAAUCAGCCUCAGAGGCAACCAAAGCAGAGACCUCGAGUACCACCUCCUUCAAAGAUUCCAUCAAGCGCAGUCGAGAUGCCUGGUGAUGCUGUCAACAGCGGAAUCGGCUUUCUAGACGUUCAGUUUGGUGCUUUGGAGUUUGGUCCUGAUGGUGGAUCUCUGGAUGGUUCUGCGACUGAAAAGUACAACUCUGCCAACUCGACUGCACCUGGCAUUGAUGUUACUCCACUGGCCAAUGUCAACAACCCUACCAACGCUUCUAACACUCUGGAUAUUGAAACCAGCCAAACAAAUUCUAAUCAGUACAACGCUACGUCGCAAAUGUUAUCAAGCAAUGAUAGCUUGCCAGUGUCUAGUGCCCACUCUCUAAGUUCGCAAAGCGGUUUUGUCGCUCGUAGUGGCAAUAGUGCUUCUUCUCUGGAUAUUACCAAGCAGGACUUCUCCUCCCAGGUUUCUCCAGGGAACACGCCUGGAUAUGGAACAGCCGUUACCUAUCAAACUCAGAAGACAGCUUACCAGCCAUCCAAUGCAACACCAAAUAGCUACAACGCAUACUCAACCAGUACGCAAUCCACCCAGUCGUCAUUCCCCGCACAAUCUGCUAGCAACAGUAACAGUUACUCGGCUACGCCAACGGUCACCCAGGUCUCUGGUUACAACACGUCAUCCUCUUACUCCCAAAACAAUGCCUCCAAUUUCAAUCAAGCUUCCCCAGCUGCAGUUGCAUCCGCAGCGUCAACCUAUAACCAAAACACGACUAAUCAGGUCUAUCAACCUGCAAGCGGGUAUGUACCAGUUACUACAUCGCAGUACCAGGCACAAUCUGUAGCAACCAAUACUGCAGCUAAUAGUAACUCGGGUUACCAAGCAACUGGAUACCAAGGAUCCUCUUCAUUCCAAUCCACCCCUCAGGCCUAUCAGCCUUCAGGAGCUAAUUUUACCUCCCCAAUUACUCAAGCAACGAGCGGCUAUCAGAGUGCAGCGCAAUCAGCUUAUGCUAGUGCGUAUAGCAGUUAUGGUAGUCAACCACAGACGGGGACUCAUAAUCAUAAAUUGAAUAGUGGAUCUAAUAAAGACUCGCAAUAUGACGGCAGUGCUACGACGUCUAGCAAUUCGUCAGCUACGACAAGUGCGCCAGCUUUGGGUCUAUCCACGACUUCAGCCAAUAGUUCACAGGCUAAAGCAACCAGUUCAAACGCUGUACCAAAGAGCACGUCAAGUGGAGUAGUGACUGGCAGUGGCAGUGGAGCUGGCAGUAUGACUGGUGGUGGUGCGGCUGGAAGUAUGACGCCGAUUCUUAGCCAUCAAUAUAUCAUGGGUCAAGGUGUUCCAUACGCGUUUCAACAGCCUAUGUACAGCUAUGAAGACUUGCAACUUAUGCAGCAAAGAAUACCACAUAUGCCCACUACUGGUUACUAUGACGCGGCUUUGGGCUAUCAGACAACUGGGCCAGCAACAAGUCUCGGAGGAGGACGUGGGGAUGCUUUAACCGGUGUCCAAGGUGUCCAGGGUGUUCAGGGUGUGCAAGGGGCCUAUACCAGUAUUAGCGAUACCAGGUUUGCCAGAAACGAUAGCAACGCGUCGCCAGUUCCCUCAACCAUGUCUCAACAGACUUCUACGCAGCAUCAGCAACCAAUGAUGAACCCAACUUUACCACCUGGUUAUGCAUAUUUUGCAUAUAGUGGUGGCAUGAUGCCUGGAAGUUUUCAGUAUGGAACGCCGGCUAUCUACCCACAGAUUGCCGCAGCUGGAAAUGCUGGGAGUAAUAGUGGCGCUUACAGCGCAAAACCAGGAAGUUAUGGUUCCGGAUAUGGUGGUGGCGCUAGCUACGAUGCUUUAGCAAGUGCAGGUCCAGCCGGCGAAUAUAAAGGAGCUAGCAGUGGUUACACUGGUACGCAAGCUGGUAAGACUGGAACAUCCACCGGCAAUACAAACUCUGGAGGAUCUUCUGCCGCUGAUAUCGGUGCAACCAUGUACGGCAAGUCUCACGUCGCACUUAGCAAAGUCAAUUCAUACGAUAAGCAGACGUUCCAUUCGGCGACUCCCCCUCCAUUUGGUUUAGCUGGAAGUCAGAGUGCAGGAUUGCCAGGUGGUUAUGGUACUCCACAUUUGUUCAUACCGACAAUUCCUCAUCAGUUACAUCCGCCAUUGCAUCAAGACAGCGGAAGCAGCACAGGACAGCGUUCUAACGCAAGUUCCCAAAACAAGGCUCAAGCUAAGCCAGGAGGAUACAGUCCAAGCUACUGGGCUGGCGGUAACUAACCCUAAUCACAACAAAUACAGUUCUAGAAAAAGAAUCAAGAAUUCACGUCGACACAGAUUUAGACAAGCUUUAACAAUCUACAUGAACACAGAUUUAGACCAGAUUUUAUAUACAGAUAUAGACGAUUCAAACUGGACAUAAGACGAUUUGAAUAACCAAACUAAUUGAUACCUAGAUUGGGAACUUUCCAAGGAAUGGAAGAAUUAGACAAUUCGAUUUGUCUUAGUGAGAAUUAAUUUAUAGACGAAUUUUUUUAUACAUAAUUACGAAGUAAGAUGUAUAAAUAUAUCAAGUGCUGUAGGCUAUGAAACGUCCUAAAAUCAAGAACCUGUGUUUGAAAAUUCCAGGUACGCUCAUACACAUUAUACAUAUAAAACUUAGUGAAGAAUUAAAAUUCGUACAUCUGUUAAAUACACACAUGUUGUUUCACUAAAAUAGAAAUGUCACAUUUCUAAUUAAGUACUAAACAACCAAGUCAAGGUAAAGCCAUUGAAUCACAGCUUAUUUUCUAUGAUCUGAGCUUUUCAUGUCGAUAUUUAGGAAAGAUUCAUUUAAAUGUAUACAAAUUUUCACAUUAACACACAUUUUUUCAUCAAAUAAUAUGAUACAUAAGUAUACUUUCCGAUAGUAAGUAAAUAAAGUAAAUCUUGCUUCUAUUUCUUUCGAGUGAACUUGAAAUAUAUACAAUUUUAUAAGAUAAGCUGUAUAAAUACUAUGAAGUCCCUGUCUGUAAAACCUACUAGAGGUUGAGUGAGGAGGAGAGGAAGAGAAAAAGAGAGUAAAAAACAUAGUUUUCUAACAACUGAAAACUGAAACUCACAAUGUUAAUGGUAUAGCGUUAGGCAAUUGUUUAGUUCUUCCAUUCAGGGUUUCGUAAGAACGAAACUCCAACAAGGCCUUAGAUGCCAAGGUUAAAAGGUUCUUUUGACUUGUUGAAGUUUUGGCAAAGCGCAUCCCGGCAUAAGCAGAUAUUUGCUGAAAAUACUGCAAAAUCACAGAUUAUCAUAUUUAACGUGGGUUUAAUUCAGUAGAUUUUAAAUCGCUCUCGACAAAAUGGUGAAAAAAAAAAAAUUAAUACAUUAAAAUAAAAAAAUGGCGAUGUCGUAAAUUAGUGCAAUUGGCAAUGUCUUGCGUUUAAAGCCAAAGGUGAUAAUACAAAAAUAUUAGAACUGACGAACGCAGUAUACUGUAUUAAAAGUUGACUUGUCUUUUUGAGCAACCGGCGAGCAAGGAAUUGGCUAAUUAUCCAACUCAUCACAUACAAUUGGUUGGCAAAUGUCACUAACAUCAUUUUCGUCUAACACAUUUAUUCGCCUUUGACAAUUUUCUUUUAUAGUAGUUAGUUUUUAUUUUAAUUAUCAAUCAUUUGGUAUAUCCUAUUCAUUGAAUGUAAAAUUAUCACUGUUAUCACAAUUUUCUCAUGUACAUUUGUCAUGACUUGAUGCUACUGAGUAUCGUCAGUUCUUCGGGCUUGACGAGUUAUAGAUAACAUCGGUUGGCUGAUGAGAAAUAUCGGUCGAAGUGCUCCAAAAUGCAGUAGCUAUAAAUGGUCUCGGAAAAAAUGGCAUAAGGUAAUGUUCUUAUAGAUUACGAUUGCGUGUUUUCAAUCAUGGAGAUUAGAACAGACGAAUAGCAGGGAGAAUGUGAACGUUUAUUUUGCCGACACGACAGAUUUCUUUAUACUUAAUUUACAUAUUUAACUGAAUAAAUAUUCCUAUUAUCUUUUUUUUUUUGUCCCAAACUUCCAUUUUCUUUCGGUUAGUAUCCACGUUAUGUAGUUACAUUGCAGAGCUGAUUUGUUUAUUGUUUUUGAUCCCAAAUCCGUAAGUUAAUCGCUUCAUCACCAAUUUACCAUAGGAGCGCGUUUUACAACUCGAUCGAAGACAUUGCUUGCAGAAUUUGAAUUCGACGGUAUGCAUAAAUGAGGGUAAAAGCAACAAGUGAAACAAACAUAAAAACAUUUAGAGAAUUGUAAUUCCAAAAUGCUAUAACGAAGUCACGAAAAAUCAGGAUCCGAGAUUUCGUUGUUUGACAAGAUCCUGUCGUAUUCGUCUUUACUGAUAUACAUUACUUUACUGAAUUUUCCUUCCGGUUGUACCCUACAAUAUUAUUUUUCACUUUUCGAACAUGAAUCGAAGUUGCAAAACUUCAAUUUGAUAUUAGAAAUUAGCUGCAUGAUUUUUGAAUGUACUAAAUAUCAUCCUGUGUCACAAAACAGCGCAACAUAGAUUUAUGAAAUAAUGUUGGUGAUUCUAGUAAUAGACUGAAAAUCUAUAGGGUGCUAUAAAAUGCAGAAAUCGGGAUGUUGAGAAUUUUUUCCUCAUUUAUAUUCUAUAACGAGAAAUAACUCAGAAAUGUUUUCAAGCUGUCUACGCAGAUCCUCUUUAUGAACAGUUUGGAAAUGAAAUUAGUUUCAUUAUAAUUGAAUUAUUGCAGAAAAAGUAAUAGAAAAUCAUUGUGAGUAACUUUUCCUUAGUGAUUACAUACACAAGUCCACGUAACGCAACAUGCCUACACUUAUACCUACAUGAAAAAAGAAAGAAAUUACAAACAUCAUACGUAGUUUUAGAGGAAGAGAGAAAGAUAGAGAGGAAGAGAGAGGUAUUUAGCGCGAGAGGGAAAACGAGAGAGUAAAAAAUGAAAAAGUGUGAGAGAAUUCAUCGGAAACUAAACACUUCUUAUGUACUAAAUGUACUCGAGAGAAGACAGACACAUGUUCUCAUUUGAUUUUAGGAUAUUUUAGUUUAUUCGCAUUCGUCACAUAUAAAUAUGAAUGAUCUUAGGACGGAGUAUAUUAAAUGUAAUGUAUGAAGGAAAAAUGAAAAUAAAAAGCAAAAAUAGGGCAAGGGGAGAAAAACCAAUAAAUGAAAAAGAGAGAGAAAACAAACAAACGAUUAAGAUGAAGUAGACAGAUGAGUAAUAAUAUGAAAAAAAGAAGAAAAAAGCGUUCGUUCUCAUAAUAAUUAUUAUACCUUGAUAAUUUUUGUAUUUUUGUCAAAUAUUAAACUGAAUAUGAUCGAAAAUGCAAAAUGCAUUGCGCCACUACUGCUAACUACAUAUUAUUAUUAAUAAUAGCUACUACUGUGUAUAAAUAUGGAUAUCUAAGAAUAAAUGUAUUAAAACUA